AUGUUUUAUAAAUUAGCAAAGGAAGAUGCCAUGAAUAUAUCAACAUUUUAUGCAUUAAUAACAAGUUCAGACCCUUGUUUACAGACUCUAGCUGGUACAUUAGGUGGUCUUGCAAAACUACCAGAUGGAUCAGUUGUUCGACAAGCCAGCUUUCCUGCUGUCUCUUCCCAUGCAAAACUCUAUCCUGAAACAUGGAUUUCAAUGGAACUAUCAGAAGAUUUUAUUCAAGUGCCUGUUUCCAUAGAAGACAAAAGCUAUAGAACUGUAUAUAAUCUUUUCCACAAAACAAUACCAGAAACUAAAUUUAGAAUUUUAAAUAUACUGAGGGUACAAAAUCCGUAUCUUUGGGAAAAAUAUAAAAGGAAAAAGGAGUACAUGUCACGAAAGAUGUCCGAAAUGGACAAGAUCCUUAACGAAAGACAUCUGUUUCAUGGAACCUCCCAGGAUGUGGUUGAUGCCAUCUGUAAACAUAAUUUUGACCCCAGGGUGUGUGGAAAACAUGCCACCAUGUUUGGACAGGGCAGCUAUUUUGCCAGAAAGGCAAGCUAUUCUCACAACUUCUCAAAGAAGUCACAAGAAGGUGUUCAUUAUAUGUUCUUAGCAAAAGUCCUUAUAGGGAAGUACACAUUGGGCAAGCCUUCGAUGCGGAGACCACCACCUCAAUCUCCUACUGACCCUUCCAGUGAUUUGUAUGAUUCAUGUGUGGAUAAUCUGCUGGAACCUCAGAUUUUUGUCAUCUUUAAUGAUGACCAAAGCUUCCCCUACUUCAUUAUUCAGUAUGAAGAUGUUGGAAGUACAGUCAAUGUUUGAUGAACUAUGAUUAACAGUAAUUAUAAAAAAAAGACUGGAGAUACUAAAAUGAACUCAUCUACACACUAUAGACUUUGAGGUCUUUAUAAAUAGAUUUACAGGUAAACUACAUGACUCUCACAAAUGACCACCUGAUGUGAGACUACUGUAUUUGCAAUUCUUUGACCAGUGUAAAUAGCAUAAUACGUUGCCUUGAAAAUGUUCAGAUGUUAAUGUGCCUCUGUUUGUGAAUGAGUGAGUGUGUAUUUAUAUUAGAAAACAUGUUGCCCAUUUUUAAUUCUGAAGUAUUUGAGAAAGUUGUAUACUUGACCUGAAUACGGCAGUUUUAUUCUUGAAUUGUCAGAAGCUGAAGUUGUGAAAUUAAAUGUUGAGCACUUUUUUUAAACCAAA
Messenger RNA from Chiloscyllium plagiosum (whitespotted bambooshark), 1200 nucleotides. The record is from RefSeq and is a predicted model, not a curated record. NCBI's taxonomy places the organism in Eukaryota, Metazoa, Chordata, Chondrichthyes, Orectolobiformes, Hemiscylliidae.